UGUUUCAGUUAGAUACAGCUGUGGUGCGCAAGGGAGGUCAGUUCAUCACCAAAGAAGCUCUCUGCACAGGUUACUGAGCACAAACUACCUCAUUCUGGGACUACUUAGUUUAGUCAAGACAAAAAGACAAAGAAAACCAAAACACUUUGAUGACAAAGCCAGCCGAUAGGAGAUGUGUGCUGCUGUGUAUGUCCUGUCGACGGUAACGGGCUACGUGCUCACCUCUGCCCUGCUGCUGAAAUGCCCUUCUCUUUUGCACCGGAGGAAGCGAGAGACUUUCCUCAGCAGACACAUUUCCCACCGUGGAGGGGCCGGUGAAAACCUGGAAAACACUAUGGCAGCUUUCAAGCACGCUGUGGAUCUCGGCACAGACAUGCUGGAGCUGGACUGCCACCUGACGAAAGAUGAACAGGUAGUGGUUUCUCAUGAUGCCAACUUGAAGAGGGCCACUGGCAUCAAUGCCCAAAUCUCCGACAUGGCCUUCGACGAGCUACCUCCAUACCUAUGCAAGCUGGGCGUAACUUUUCAGAGGGAGUGUUUCUGUGAAGGUGGAGAGGACAAACGCAUCCCUCUCCUCAGGGACGUUUUUGAUGCCUUCCCUAAUACCCCUGUCAACAUUGACAUCAAGGUCAACAACGACACGCUGAUCAAAAAGGUCUCUGAGCUGGUCGUUAAGUAUGACAGAGAGCAUCUGACUGUGUGGGGCAACGCCAGCAACCAGAUAGUCAAGAAGUGUUACAAAGAGAACCCUCGAAUUCCAGUGUUGUUCAGCUUUCCCAGAGUAUUGCAGCUGUUGGGCCUCUUCUACACUGGCCUUCUGCCCUUUGUUCCCCUCAAGGAGCAGUUCCUAGAGAUCCCCAUGCCCUCCAUUAUCACCAAACUAAAGGAUCCUAGCAGAUUAACAAGGAGUCAGCGAUUCAUCACCUGGCUGGCAGACACUUUGCUGAUGAGGAAGACUCUGUUUGAGCAUCUCACUGCCAGGGGAAUACAGGUGUACAUAUGGGUGCUGAAUGACGAGGACGACUUUCAGAGGGCAUUUGACUUGGGAGCCACAGGAGUUAUGACAGAUUUUCCUACCAGGCUUAAGGACUUCAUGGACAGGAAUGGCAUUUCUAAGCUUCAGUGACCUGCCACAACCUACCCCCCCUCCACCCCUAAACACACACCACUGAUUAUCCUUCAACCUGACUGACCUGCCAAACCAGCCCCCACAACAUGCACCCACUUUUACUGCAUGCAUUCCAGCAGGGCUACUACUCCCCUGGUUUGAAGAGCCAGUUGUUUUUGUGUUACCAGGCACAUAAAAUACACUUAAAAGACACAUGUUGUACCUGCUUUAUAUUAUCUUUAUCCCUCGUCACACACCUAGACAACAGUGUGAGAUUAGUAUUACAAAGCUAUUUAAUUCUUUAAAGUAUAUCUAUAGAAUGGGACUAAAUGGCCAUCGCAAUAUACUGUUUGCAAGUCUUAUUAGUCUUGAAGUUAAUAAUAGAUUCAUGGCUAUUGACUUGAAAGUUGUUGUUUUUUAAAUUUUACUGGUAUAAAGACUUUAUUUAAGCUUUUUUACUGCCGUCAAGUAAAUGACCAUUUGUAAAACACCAGAUGCAGUUUGAUGUUGAAAUGUAGUGUUAAUUUAUCAGCUGCUACAUAAAGUUUUGCAGGAUGUUUUUUUCCCUCUUUUUUACAAUCUGACUGUCACUUAGCACAUGCAAUAAUACACAAAUCUAAGCAGUUGUGAGAUAUUUUUAUACAGGCCAGAUGCAGACAAAAAGUUGUCAUCAAUAACAGUGACAGGUCCUCAGCUCCACUGAGUUUUAGAAUCAGCUGAACAGUGUUGAGUGCCGAGGUCAGGAGCGCUACUGCUCCAUACUUACAAUACAUUUGAGCACAAGCUAAUUCAACUGAACUUUGGAUUGUUCUGUUAAAACCACUGUAUUGUUUAUGUUGUUGGGUUAUAUGUUGCAUAGCUACUUAGUUGUAUGUUUAUGUGUAGUUGCUUAGUCUCUAGAUUUUUCUCUGAAUCAAAUGGAAUGACUGAGGAAAUUUUGCACAAAUUAGGGAACUUCAUCUUGCUUAUUUUAGUAAUGAGUCCAACCUUUUUCACCUCUGUCACUGAUGGUCAACAGCAUUGAACUUCAUAUUUAAGAAAAAAGUGUACUGACAACAGGGUAGAGUCACUGAUACUUGUUAAUUGAUCGCUGUAUUUCAGUCAUAAGAAAUUUCUUAAAAACAGGGAUUGACCUGCAAUACGUUGCUGUGGGUGUCACAGUCUGAAUGUGUUAAGGUUAUUAGGAUUAUCAUACCACUGACAUUCUUUGUUUCAGACUUGUGACCACACAGUGAGGGUCAGUAAUGAAUGUAGUACUGGUUGAAUGUACUGUAUAUUGUUUAGUAUUUUACAGUCAAAGCAGUAUUGGAGUUUUAAUCACGUGUGUUGUCUGUCAUUUUGUACUAGUGAAAUCUGCACAGGUGUAAAUCUGAUAUCUGAUAUUUUGCUUUAUUUUGAUAACACCUGUACAUCCAAAAUAAUUAUUUGACAGAAAGACGUGCAAUCUACCAAUUAUCUUACAGAUCUUACAUUAAUGAAUAUACUCUUGAACAUUUUGACUACAUAGCCUGUGUAGUUCUGAGUGUACAUUUUGUUUUGCAUGCUCAAAUGAAUAUUUGAUACGUUGUUGUGUUUGAAUAUGCUGUGAAUUUGACAGAACCAGUGUGUGGGACCUGGCUGCUUGGGGCUAUCAAAAUGCCUUAUCCCAUAUGGUGUUUGGCCAGAGGUUAUUUUUAUCACUAUCAAUAAAAAAUUGAAAUAUU
Toxotes jaculatrix (banded archerfish) is the source of this 2811-nucleotide messenger RNA. RefSeq names its product glycerophosphodiester phosphodiesterase domain containing 1 (gene gdpd1). The transcript is spliced from 11 exons. Gene Ontology annotation, molecular function: phosphatidylcholine lysophospholipase A1 activity; phosphoric diester hydrolase activity. Gene Ontology annotation, biological process: glycerophospholipid catabolic process; N-acylethanolamine metabolic process. NCBI's taxonomy places the organism in Eukaryota, Metazoa, Chordata, Actinopteri, Toxotidae. Gene Ontology annotation, cellular component: endoplasmic reticulum membrane. The record is from RefSeq and is a predicted model, not a curated record. Bases 173 to 1126 code for a protein of 317 amino acids.